GAGAUUGAGCUAUCUCGCCGCGGGGACAUGCUGACGCAACAGAUGCGCGAUCAGCUGAAGGAGGCGGAGCUACCAUAUGAUGACGAAUUCAUCCAGAAGCACGGUGGUGACCUGUCCAUCAUUAAGGACAACUUGGCAGUGCUUGAGGAUGGAGGUGCCCAAGAUUUAAUCGACGCUUUCAUCAUGAAGAUCUUGGAGGGAGAUGGUGAUCAGGAGAUGGAUCCGCAUGCUGCACCUGUAGACUCGCUUCAUGCCUUCAAUGGUGCGCUGGAUGCUAUGGCCGCCGACUCGAUCGCGCCGACGCCGACGGGUGAUCCCCUGCCGGGGAUCGAGACGCAGAUCCGCAAGCUCGAUGAUGAUGUAGACGGUGCUAAAGAUACGCUCCCAGGGACCGACGCGCAGUUGGCAUCAGUCUUGGACAUCGGGUUGGACUACAACCUUGGCGAUCGCGUGACGGCGGGUGCGCCUGGGGAGUUCUCUAUGGGCGGGCUGCAAGCUGAGUUGUUCGGGGGCAAGGCUGUGGGGGCCGUUGCCGCUGUGCCAGCGCCGAAGGCCACGAUUGCCAAGGCCGCUGCAGCGGUGCCAGAAGAGGCAGCAGCUCCUUUGGCCCCAGAGAUGGUGGCGCCGAAGGCUGCAAUGCCGACUCCAGCUGCGCUGGCAGCCUCUGCGGAGCCGCCCGCGGCGAAGCCGCCGCCGCCGCAGCCGCCGGCCGCGCCGUUGCCAACGGCGCAGCCGCUGCGCCAGGCGCCAGCAGCGGCGGCGCCCAUCAUGCCUGCUGCGGCGGAGGCGGCGCCAGCAGCGGCGGCGCCGAGCAUGUCUGCUGCGGCGGCGGCCAUGCCUGAGGCGGCGGGGCCUGCCCACGAUAUGCCCGUUGUCCGCGUGCGCCGCAACUCGGUGACCGCGCCGGCCGAGUGGGCUGUGUUCACAAGGCAGCUCAAGAACACCACCACCUACCCGCAGAACAUCAAGGACGAGGCGGCCACCAAGCAGGGCAAAUUCCAAGCCUUCAAUCUCUGGCUGGAGCGCAACAAGGACCCGACGAAACUCACUAAGAAGAUCCAGUUGAAGAUCACUGCGCGCGACAGGGGCGAGGCUGCAAUUGCGUCAGUCCUGGAUCCAUGUGAGUCCAACCAGCAGGGCGUCCACUGA
Messenger RNA from Prorocentrum cordatum, 1149 nucleotides. The record is from the annotation of a GenBank genome assembly. Lineage: Eukaryota; Dinophyceae; Prorocentrales; Prorocentraceae.